Phlebotomus argentipes is the source of this 411-nucleotide messenger RNA. RefSeq names its product mediator of RNA polymerase II transcription subunit 15-like. Gene Ontology annotation, molecular function: transcription coregulator activity. NCBI's taxonomy places the organism in Eukaryota, Metazoa, Arthropoda, Insecta, Diptera, Psychodidae. Gene Ontology annotation, biological process: regulation of DNA-templated transcription. The record is from RefSeq and is a predicted model, not a curated record. The coding region runs from base 1 to 351 and encodes 116 amino acids. The transcript is spliced from 2 exons.
AUGGCGUUUGACAGGCGCGCGUCAACAAGUGGGUUGCCAGAUAUGAAUUCGACAGCCCGCGAAAUGUCAUUCAGUUCAACUGUUGUCUGCUUCGUGUUUUUCCUGCAAUUUUCUUUAAGUUUCCACAUGACGUGCCCAGAAGCCACGCCGGAGGACAACUCUUGGCGCACUCCAUCCUUCCGUCAGGCGGUAACGGCGAAAAUCAAUGAGGUCAUUCAGACAUCCGGGAUAAGAACGUCCAGCAGCAGCAUCGAGAUGGAGAACCGUGUGUAUGCGAAGGCGCGAAAUAAACAUGAAUAUCUGGGCCUGGCAGCGAGGCUCAUUCUUCACAUCCGUGAAAUGAACAAGUGACGAACGCCUGGAAAUGAUCUGUGAAAAGUCCUGUUGAAUUAUCAUAAAAUGCUCUUUUAU